CACGCGUUUUUUCCUCUCUAAACAAAUCUUCAUUCUCUCCACAGCCCCCACCUAUAAAUUUCUUCCACUUCUUUCCUCUCUGAUUCUCUCUCCUCAACGCUCUUUGCAUUCUUGGAAGAAACUCUAUAAAUUCCUAAUUUGGGAGUUUGGGCUUUGGCGUUCACAGGAAAGAAAUGGCGAGCAUCUUCUCUCUUGUGACGGGAAAGCGAGGUCCGAGUGGCUAUGGCUCUGCAUCCACCGCAGAGGAGGUAACGGAGGGCAUCGACGCUUCUAACCUCACCGUCAUCAUCACAGGAGGAGCAAGUGGAAUUGGCGCAGAGACAGCGAGGGUGUUUGCUCUUCGACGAGCCCACGUCAUCAUUGCUGCCAGGAAUGUAGAAGCUGCCAAUGAUACCAAGAAGAUUAUCAUUAAGUGCAAUCCAGCUGCUCGUGUGGAUAUUAUGAAACUUGAUUUGAGCUCACUGAAGUCUGUAAGAGCCUUUGCAGAUAAUUUCUUGGCAACUGGCCUGCCACUUAAUAUUUUGAUAAAUAAUGCUGGUGUCAUGUUCUGUCCUUUCCAGCUUUCAGUGGAUGGUUUCGAGAUGCAAUUUGCGACCAACCAUCUUGGUCAUUUCUAUUUGACCAACCUUCUUCUUGAGAACAUCAAGAGAACGGCUAAGGAGACUGGCAUUGAAGGGAGAAUUGUGAAUUUGUCAUCCUUUGCACACGUUCAUACUUAUGAAGGAGGAAUACUGUUUGAUCAGAUCGACAACAAAGCUGGAUAUAAUGACAGAAAGGCCUAUGGACAAUCAAAACUUGCUAACAUAUUGCAUGCACUUGAGUUGUCUAGACGCUUGAAGGAGGAAGGUGCUAAUGUAACCGUAAAUUCUGUUCAUCCUGGAGUAAUCAUGACUAAUUUAAUGCGACACUCCUUCCCCAUGAUGAAGGUGAUACAAGUAUUCACCUGUCUGUUGUGGAAAAAUGUACAGCAGGGGGCAGCAACCACUUGCUAUGUGUCUCUGCAUCCGAGCAUUACAGGUGUGACUGGCAAAUACUUUGACGACUGCAACGAGGUGAAGCCUAGCAUUUUGGCGAGCGACGAAGAGCUUGCAAAAAGAUUGUGGGACUACAGCGAGAAGUUGGUGAAAUCUGCUGAGUGAUAUUUAACUAAUUGGAAAUGGAUGCGUUCACUGAAUAGCCUGGUACAAAAGAAUGGUGAUCUAUAGAAGCUGAAGUAGCUGAGCCACAGGUAAACUGGCAAAGCGAUCAGUGACUUGGAGGAUGGUGAAGGGUGGAAAAGAAAGCUAGUCCCAGGCAUGGUGCAAGGACGAUAUCCAGCGUAUGGAGAUUCAACGGAAAAUCUAGCUGACCUAUUAGAGAGGGGAGGCUGAAAACAUUUCCAAUCAAUAUAGAGAAGAAUAUACCAGCGAGAAAGAGCCGUCCGAGCGCGCGCGAAGCAGUCAGUCGGGUUUCACAGUUAACAGAGUGUUAGUUUUGAAGUGGGAAAGUAUUUUUAGGUGGCUGAACAGUAAAUAGAGAAGUUUUAGCGUUAGAUAAGUAAAUAUGAAAGUUUUAAGUGUUAUGUAUGUAAAAACCCCUAAAAAAAAAACUGAACAUUUUGUUGAGACAAACCAAAUGAUUUAAGAAGUGUUACAAUCUGAAUUCAAGUAAGACGAAAUUAAAUAUUUGAAAUA
Dendrobium catenatum is the source of this 1673-nucleotide messenger RNA. Its product is annotated as short-chain dehydrogenase TIC 32, chloroplastic. The coding region runs from base 174 to 1139 and encodes 321 amino acids. The record is from RefSeq and is a predicted model, not a curated record. Lineage: Eukaryota; Viridiplantae; Streptophyta; Magnoliopsida; Asparagales; Orchidaceae. The transcript is spliced from 9 exons.